Molecule: messenger RNA, 1557 nt
Organism: Brassica napus (rape)
Lineage: Eukaryota; Viridiplantae; Streptophyta; Magnoliopsida; Brassicales; Brassicaceae
Product: pectinesterase inhibitor 12
Exons: 1
Coding region: 987-1529 (180 amino acids)
Molecular function (GO): enzyme inhibitor activity
Source: RefSeq, a predicted model, not a curated record
GCAUAUAAUUAUUAAUGAGAGUACACCCUAUUUGUUUGCUUCAUCGCGGGUAUUAGAGCCAUAGCGAACCGAACUACCGCUAUCACAGCAGGAAAAGAAAGAGGGUCCAGGUCAGUUAUGCUUGGUUUAAAUUGAUAUUGAAUAAAUUUUAUACAAAGAAAAUGUUAAGAGUCAAUAAAUUGACAUAAAAUAAGUUUUAUAAUUUCAAAAUUUAUUAAAUAAGUAUAUAUCACACAAUUAAUCAAAAUAGUUACAGAUAUUUCAUUAAAUAUUUAUAACAAACAUGUUGAAACAAUUUAAAAACAAAAUUAAGUAAUAUAUAAUUUUCAUAUUUAAUAUAAAUAAAAAGUAAUAUAAUUAUAUAGUUUUCAAAUACACUAAAAAUAAAAUGUUUAAACUUUAAUUAUCAAGUCUUUGUUGUCCAUCUGAAUGCAGAACUACCAUUUUAGUUUGCAGAAUUAUGUUUAUGUUGCUGACAAAAAAAACUUAUCAAAAAUUGUUAAAAUAUAUUAAUUUUGUAAGUUUAGUUUUGUUAAAAAGUAUUUCCACGCUUUUAAAGGCGGGUUAGAGUUUUUUAAAAACUGAUUAAAUAUUGCAAAUUUUAGUUAAUUGACCCCCAUAAUAUAUGUUAAUUAUGAAAUUGACCACCAUAAAAGAUUUUCUUGGUUCCACCACUGCUGCUACGUAUACUUUUGUCUACACUAAUCUAAUUAACAUUUAUUAUUUUUAUGAGUUUUUUUUUCUGUAACAUACAGACAAGAAAUUGAAGUGAAGUGAGAGAGUGUGUCAAAACGAACAAGUAUGACAUACGAGUACGACGUAAGUGGAGUGGUAAAGCGUGACAUGAGCCCUCUAAAAAAAGCGUGACAUGAGGUAUAAAUUGGAUCAGAACGUUUAAAACAUAUUUAAACAAAACGAUCUAUUCUUCUCAUCAUAUCCUCUGUUUCUCCUAAAGAAAAACAAACAAAGUAAAAGGAGAAAAAACAAUGAAAUUUCUGCUUUACCUAGUAACGUGCUUUCUCCUCUUAAACGUUAUCGCAACAGCAAAAUCUCUCAUUCAAGAUUCUUGCAAGAAAGCAACAGCGAAAAACCGAAAGCUCAAACUCGAUUUCUGCCUCAAGUCUCUCGAAGGGUGUCGGCAGUGCAAAACCGCUAAAAAUCUCAGCGAACUAGUCAUGGCGACGAUGAAGAACGCUGAGUCAAAAACGAAGAGAGUGCAUGCACAGAUGAAGAAGGAUUUUGACGCGAAGAAAUAUCCCAAGGACAAUGACAUGCUGGUAAUGGAGUGUCUCAGCGAUUAUUCAGGCACUGCUCAGAUAUUGAACUUAGCUAUGGAAACCUUUGAAGAUCAUGAUUACAAAGACCUUAUCUCUCGUAUGAAUCUUGGAAUGGAUAGCUUGGAUGCUUGCGAUGAAGGAUACAAAGAAAGAUCAACGCCUCAGAUAUCUCCGUUUAUAAAAAGCAACGAGUUUUUAACUCAUUUGAUUGAGAUUCCUAUAGCUUUUACAGAGAUGUUGAAAAGAAAAUAAUUAAUUAAGACAUGGAUUAAAGAUUAUA